CAGCAGACCACCAGAGUGACUUAUCAAGAGAUUUUUGGAUUUUUGGAUUUUCGCCCGGCUUGACUGACUAGGUCGACCCGUGAAUUAUUAUUAUCACCACACCGGCGGUAUAUCUUGACUCCCUUCCCUUUCCCCUUCAAUUCCUCCCCCCGGCUUUCCAUCCGCUCCCAACCCCCGCUGGUGUGCUCUUUCCACACCCCCAUCAUGGCUGGCACCACGCUAGCAAUGCGUUCCCUGGUCUCUCCCAUCAUGAGGCUGUCGUCCGUGUCGCGCAGCACUCUCACGACCACCUCCCAGGCCCUGCGCUCGAAGCCGCUUCGAUCCAAUGGCCUGUCCAUCGCGCGCGUCGCUCGUCGAGGCUACGCCGAUGCUGCUCCUACUCCUUCGCCGGCUCCCAAGCCUAAGAAGCGUUUCCGCGCUCUGCGUUGGGCCUGGCGUCUGACCUGGCUGAGCGCUCUCGGUCUGAUCGGUGCGACGGCCUACAGCAUCUACGACCUGCGUCAUCCCGAGGAGCAGUACGAGCCUGAUCCGACCAAGAAGACCCUGGUCAUCCUUGGUACUGGGUGGGGUUCCGUCUCCCUGUUGAAGAAGCUCGACACUGAAAACUACAACGUCGUCGUCGUCUCGCCCCGCAACUACUUCCUGUUCACUCCCCUGCUGCCCUCAUGUACUACCGGUUUGAUCGAGCACCGCUCGAUCAUGGAGCCCAUCCGUAACAUUCUCCGCCAGAAGAAGGCCACCGUCAAGUUCUACGAAGCCGAAGCCACCAAGAUCGACUACGAGAAGCGCGUCGUUCUGAUCAGCGAUGAUUCCGAGAUCAAGGGUGACAUUUCGCACACUGAGGUUCCCUUUGACAUGCUUGUGAUCGGUGUUGGUGCCGAGAACGCGACUUUUGGUAUCCAGGGUGUCCGUGAGCACUCGUGCUUCCUGAAGGAGGUCACUGAUGCUCAGAACAUUCGUAAGCGUAUUAUGGACUGUGUCGAGACUGCUAUGUUCAAGGAUCAGACCCCCGACGAGGUUAAGCGCCUGCUGCACAUGGUUGUGGUCGGUGGUGGCCCCACUGGUGUUGAAUUCGCCGGUGAACUGCAAGAUUUCUUCAACGACGAUCUCAAGAAGUGGAUUCCAGAGAUCCAGGACAACUUCCACGUUACUCUCGUCGAGGCCCUUCCCAACGUUCUGCCCAUGUUCUCCAAGCAACUGAUUGACUACACCGAAUCCACCUUCAAGGAGGAGGAGAUUACUAUCCGCACCAAGACUAUGGUCAAGAAGGUCACCGACAAGUACAUCGAGGCUGAGGUGACCAACCCUGAUGGCAGCAAGUCUCUGGAGACUAUCCCCUACGGUCUGUUGGUUUGGGCUACCGGUAACGCCGUGCGCCCCGUUGUCCGUGACCUGAUGAGCCAGCUCCCAGCUCAGGCCAACUCCCGCCGUGGUCUUGCCGUGAACGAGUACCUUGUUGUCAACGGCACUGAGAACAUCUGGGCCGUCGGUGACUGUGCUAUUACCAACUAUGCCCCUACCGCUCAGGUUGCCGGUCAGGAGGGUGCUUUCCUGGCUCGCCUCUUCAACACCAUGGCCAAGACCGACACCAUUGAGAAGGAGCUCCAGACCCUCUCCAACGAGCAGUCCCUGGCUAAGACUGAUGAGGACCGCAACCGUGUCUUUGACGAGAUCCGUGAGCGCCAGAAGCAGCUGCGGAGGACCAAGCAGAUUGGUCCCUUCCAGUACUCCCACCAGGGUUCUCUGGCCUACAUUGGCAAGGAGCGUGCCGUUGCCGAUAUCAGCUGGCUGAGCGGCAACAUUGCUAGCGGUGGUACCCUGACCUACCUCUUCUGGCGCAGUGCCUACCUGAGCAUGUGCUUCAGCUCCCGCAACCGUGUUCUCGUCGCUGUCGACUGGAUCAAGGCCCGUCUCUUCGGCCGUGACGUGUCUCGGGAGUAAAUGCCUUUACUCAAAAGCCAUGCCUCCUGUAACCGCCAUUAUAUCCCCGGCUAUCCUUGACUAGCCUCUUCCCUGUCCCCAACACACAGGCACCUAAGAUACAUUGUGUGUUCCCUCUUGAAACGCUACGCCGCCUCCACGCCCUCGACUUCGCUUCCCUGCCCACCCUGUGAUAGACAUAUUCAUUUUACCCAUUUCUCGUUUGUGAUGACCUACCAUUGGUACCUUGCCUGCUUCAUCCCUUUUGACCUCUCAUCAUGUAUAACUGCGCCACACCCCAGAUCCUAUACAGAUGUGUUCUCGUCGUGUCUAGACCGGAACUCCCCCUUCUUGGUAUGGAGAUUGGAGAGGGAGAGGAAAAAGCAUUAAUUUUGCCAUUCUUUUCUUUUUCUCCUCUGAAGUUUUUUUUUUUUCUUAUUUUCCCUUUUUCUUGGGGUUGUACGUUAUGGGUAUAGAUAGACUGGGUCUUGGUUUGGGUCUCCGUAAGUUGCCAUAUUUAGCCAAUGAAUUUCGUUUUUUUUCUA
Molecule: messenger RNA, 2465 nt
Organism: Penicillium subrubescens
Lineage: Eukaryota; Fungi; Ascomycota; Eurotiomycetes; Eurotiales; Aspergillaceae
Exons: 4
Coding region: 205-1941 (578 amino acids)
Molecular function (GO): NADH dehydrogenase activity
Source: RefSeq, a predicted model, not a curated record